This is a messenger RNA of Solanum lycopersicum (tomato), 735 nucleotides long. Lineage: Eukaryota; Viridiplantae; Streptophyta; Magnoliopsida; Solanales; Solanaceae. The record is from RefSeq and is a predicted model, not a curated record.
AUGGGGCCUUACAAUGGUCUAAUUGUCCUGUCUGAUGAUGAACACGUUGUCUUACUGAAUCCAUCCACUAGGAAAUACACCCUGCUUCAACCCAGUCCAUUUGAAAUAUGCCCUCCAGGGUUCGACCAUUAUAUUCGUGGUCUAGGUUGUGGCAUUGACUUGACGAUGAAUGACUAUAAAUUUGUUAGGAAUAAUGAAAUUUCUUCAGAUCCUUCCAAGGAUCCUUGCAUGAGAGGGAACAAAGUUGAGGUUUAUGAGUUGAACAUUGAUGCAUGGAGAGAAGAGUACUAUGAAGAGGAAAAGUUGCCCUCUGUGAAUUGGUCUCCUUGUUCGGAAUUAUUUUACAAGGGAGUAUGUCAUUGGUUUGCAAGUGGAGAUGGAGAGCACCAUGCUGCAACUCUUGCAAUUAAAGGGUUGUUUGGUGGUUUUUCUCAUGAGGAUCCACAUGAGCAUAUCAGAAAUUUUGUUGAUAUUUGUAGGCCGUUCUCCUUCAAGAACAUAUCCCAAGAGUCAGUCUGGUUGAAGUUGUUCACGUUUUCUCUAAGUGGAGAAGCGCGCAAGUGGUUAUCUGAAAUACCAAUAGCCUCCAUCACUUCAUGGGAAGAUAUUAUCACUGUAUUUCAAAUGCGAUUUUUCCCUCCUUUGAAAAUAAUGAUACUUCAGGACAAUAUUCAAAGCUUCAAGCGUCUAGCAGCGAGCCAAUCCAUGAGAUUUGGAUACAAUUUAGGAUGUUGA